Podarcis muralis (Common wall lizard) is the source of this 3766-nucleotide messenger RNA. RefSeq names its product elongator acetyltransferase complex subunit 2 (gene ELP2). Gene Ontology annotation, cellular component: elongator holoenzyme complex. Gene Ontology annotation, molecular function: protein binding. The record is from RefSeq and is a predicted model, not a curated record. Gene Ontology annotation, biological process: tRNA wobble uridine modification. Lineage: Eukaryota; Metazoa; Chordata; Lepidosauria; Squamata; Lacertidae.
CCUACCGUAGCGAAGGCGAGGGGUUGCGACAAGAUGGCGGCGCCCUUCGAAGUGUGCCAUGUCGCCUGCUGCGCCAACCGAGCCGGUCCCGGAGUGGUUUCCUGGGGGAGAGGCGGCCUGGUGGCUUUCGGCUCGUGCCGCUCGGUCGUCCUCUACGACCCGCAGAGAAGAAAAGUAGUUGGUACACUGAAUGGACAUACUGGAAGAGUAAAUUGUGUUCAGUGGAUUCGCAGAAAAGAUGGAUCUUAUGAAACAGAAUUAAUUUCUGGAGGGUCUGACAAACUACUUAUUCUUUGGGAAACACAAAACGAGAAGCUUGUGAACUGCACUCGUCUUGAAGGCCACUCUGAAGCAGUUUGCUCUUUGGAUGCUGUAUACAUGAGGAAUGAGUCUACAGGAGAGUUAAAUAUACUUUUAGCUUCUGCGGCUUCUGACUCUACUGUGAGAAUCUGGUCCAAACAAGGAACAGAAGUUAAAUGUCUUCAGACACUGCUAUUUGGAAAUGGAUUUGUUAUGGAUGUUUCUUUGUCCUUCUUGCCAGACAGCAACAUACCGGUACUGGCUUGCGGUGGGGAUGACUGCAAAAUUCAUUUAUAUGUGCAGCAGGAUGGACAGUUUCAGAAGACUUUGCUGCUCCAUGGCCAUGAAGACUGGAUAAGAGGGAUUGAAUGGGCAGUUUGCGAUGGAGAUCUCUUCUUGGCAAGCUGUUCCCAGGAUUGUCUGAUAAGGAUCUGGAAGAUGCAUGCAACUUCAUUGCUUGUGGAAGCCCAAGAUGAGGAAACCAUAAGGCUGAAGGAGAACAUUUUCACCGUGAAAAAUGACAAUGGUUCAGAUGCAUCUUUUGCUGUUACGUUGGACUCUGUGUUAGCUGGACAUGAAAACUGGGUAUAUGCUGUUCAUUGGCAGCCUUCCUUUCCCAAAGAUGGCAGGAUGGAACAGCCAAUGAGGUUGUUGUCUGCUUCAAUGGACAAAACUGUGAUCCUCUGGGCUCCAGAUGAUGAAUCUGGGGUGUGGUUGGAACAGGUCCGAGUAGGAGAAGUGGGUGGAAAUACUCUGGGGUUUUUUGACUGUCACUUCAGCCCAGAUGGCUCAAUGAUUCUUGCUCAUGCUUUCCACGGAGCGCUGCAUCUUUGGAAACAGACUUCAGCAAACAAGAGAGAAUGGGCUCCAGAAGUGGUUAUUUCAGGGCAUUUCGAUGCCGUGCAAGAUGUGAUGUGGGAUCCAGAAGGAGAAUUCAUCAUCUCUGUUGGUUCUGACCAAACUACAAGAAUCUUUGCUCCGUGGAAAAGGGAGAACAAAACAGAGGCAUCAUGGCAUGAAAUAGCAAGACCCCAGGUCCAUGGAUAUGACAUGCAGUGUUUAGCGAUGACCGGCCGAUUUCAGUUUGUGUCUGGAGCAGAUGAGAAGGUGCUUCGAGUAUUUACUGCACCCAGGAAUUUUAUGGAAAACUUCAGCAGCAUUUCUGGUAUAUCUCUGGAGGAACUAAAUAGUGGACAAAUGAUUGAUCUUCCAGAAGGAGCUACUGUGCCAGCCUUGGGGCUGUCCAAUAAGGCUGUCUUUCAAGCGGAAGAUUCUGCAGCCCAGACGACCGAAGAAGAAGAAAAACUUAGUAACGCUUCCAGUCAGUAUCAUGAAAAUUACUUUCAGCCAUGUAGUCUUACAGAACCUCCCACGGAAGAUCAUCUCUUGCAGAACACGUUAUGGCCUGAAACACAAAAGUUGUAUGGACACGGUUAUGAAGUUUUUUGUGUUGCCUGCAACAAUGCGAAAACUGUGAUUGCCUCGGCAUGUAAGGCUUCUAAAAAAGAACAUGCAGCCAUUAUUUUGUGGAGCACCACAACGUGGAAGCAGAUGCAGAGCUUACCUUUCCACAACCUGACAGUGACACAGAUUUCCUUCUCCCCCAACGAUAAAUUCUUGUUAGCAGUUUCAAGAGACAGGCAGUGGUCACUUUGGAAGUGUAAUGACAUCAGUUCAAUGCAACCAGACCCAGCUUUCAGCCUUUUUGCUUACACAAAUCAAAGCACGGCUGUGCACACUCGCAUCAUUUGGUCCUGCGACUGGACCCCCGAUAGCAAGUAUUUCAUUACUGGAAGCAGAGACAAAAAGGUUGUUAUUUGGGGCGAAUGUUGUUCAGCAGAGGAGAAUAAAGAAAACGACCCUGGUGAGAUCCAGCCUUGUUCGCCAGUCCUGGAUGUUGGGGACUCUGUCACGGCCCUUAGUGCUAGUCAUGUGCUAGCUCCUGAUGGGAGCUAUAUCGUUGCAAUAGGCACAGAAAGUGGGAAGAUUCACUUGUAUAAAUGGAAACCAAGCGACAAAAGACUGCCACCUUCGGACUGGACCAAAUGUGUUGAAACAGACAACAGCCAAAGCCACACUCUUGUUGUCAAGCAGCUGAGUUGGAGAAAGUGCGUGGGCCGCGCUGGGCAAGGGACAGCGGAGAGCAGCAGGUGGCUGCAGCUGGCGAGCUGCGGGGCCGACUAUUCUGUCAAGAUACUCAGCAUUAACAGAGACAGUCUUUAAGCAAUUUACUUUCGACCACACUUCGUGAAAUAUGUGAAUAGUACCUGUUUUCUGAACUUUUCUUUUUUUUAAAGCACUUCUUUUUCUGAAAACUGUGUGUCUACCUGGAGCUUAAUUAUUAAAGCGGUUUGUAUAAAAACAUGUGUUUACCAUUGGCCUUCCCUCACGAAAAGGUUAUUCUCCACGAGUACAUUGCUGUCCUUUGCUAGCGUUUUCCUUGAGAUAACAAUCUCCCUAGAGCAGAAGUGGUUGGGGCAGAAUGGACUCACUUCUUUACCUUCUCGGAAAUUACAUUCCUGUUUAAAAUUGCCUAUUCCCCCCCCCCCAUUGUGUUCAACGUCCUUUUCAUUCGUGGUUCUAGUCUGGGCUUCAACGAAGUUUUGUCUCUAAAUGUGCCUGAGCCUAAACCAAUGCAGGGUUUUUGUUUUUAAAUCAUUUUGGUUGGGAUGGAAAAUGUCAGGCUCGGGUUGCAUUUUGCCCUCUGCACCUCACUAGUUGGCUCUUAGUACUCUCCCAUGGCCCUUCCCAGCUACAUCUCCUGCUUGUCCCGCUCUGCACUUUCCUUGGUUGUUUUUGCCUGGCUGGAGUGUGUCUCUGAACUCUGAUAAUGCCUCUUGUUUCCGUAGGUUAAGGAUAGAAAGAGGGGUGUGAGAAUGCCUGUCAACUAGACUCUUGGACAAAGGUAUCGUAAGGCAUUGAAGUGAGGAGUGCUUGGAUUCCUAUCUCUGGAUGAAAUCAGAAGCAAGCGCUGAAGAUGUGGAGAAGAAUGGCCAGUCCUCCUUUGCAAGUUGGGCAAGUGUCAAUUCAGUGUAUGGAACCGGAAGAAAAUGGCACUUCAGGCCAAGAAAAUGGGUCCCCUCGCCAUUACCAGACUGUUGAGAUCAGAACCAUGGCGGCAUACGGGAGAGUCAUUUCCACACUAUAUCCAACCAAUCUCACCCUGCAAAUGGAAAUUUAAAAAAAAAAUGUUGUGGGAGAAACUACAGUUGCAUUGGAGACAAAGAAUGUACUGCAUGAUUUAAACCUAAGAAACAGCACACGGUCAGUAUUCACAAAGAGUUACAGACACACACUCACCGCCAACAGUCCAAUACUUUUUGGAAUUAUUUUUUUUGAUUUGUUUCCUGCUAUGUUGGAAUAAUAUUUUCUACAGAAAUGUUUGUGUAUACAUUAUAUACAGUAUUAUUGUUCUUUUUUGAAAAGUAAUAUUUAUUUGUAUUAAAUAAAGUCCUGAUGAAGUUUA